Uranotaenia lowii is the source of this 3103-nucleotide messenger RNA. RefSeq names its product ubiquitin-conjugating enzyme E2 H (gene UbcE2H). Gene Ontology annotation, molecular function: ubiquitin conjugating enzyme activity. Gene Ontology annotation, cellular component: nucleus. Gene Ontology annotation, biological process: protein polyubiquitination; ubiquitin-dependent protein catabolic process. The coding region runs from base 1172 to 1720 and encodes 182 amino acids. NCBI's taxonomy places the organism in Eukaryota, Metazoa, Arthropoda, Insecta, Diptera, Culicidae. The record is from RefSeq and is a predicted model, not a curated record. The transcript has 2 exons.
AAAAAACAAAUCCAUCGCCUAUCGGUUUUGCGGAGGGGGUCACGCAGAGUUUGUCGAGUUGAAUCGAGGCGUAUGUUGUUGUUGGUUUUAUUUGGUUGAGGCGUAAUUUUUCGGCCAUAGAAGAUGGGGUCGGGGCGAGGACAUGGCGAGAACUGGUUCAGAAGAGCGCACACGACCAGCACCAAGCAAAGCAGCCCUGAGAGAGGUUUUUCAAAGCGUUUGUUUUGUAUUUUUGUGUACCAUCAUCGCGCGUGGUUGAAAAUAUGGACUACAGCAAGGGCUCGAUUUUUCGGCCCCUUCGCAUUAUUCUGUAUCGGGUCGGUCGUGUCGUGCCCAUCAUCAUCAGAACUAAACCACAGCAAUAUCGAUUCACAGAACCAAUGGAGGAAACACGAUGACACGAAUUCUUUGUCAGUCGCGUCUUUGUUCUAAUCGAGUUAAUGUUUUAUGAGGAAGCACUAUGUUCUAGUUUUCACAAAAUGCUUCGCAAUGCUCCCCAUUUGCUGGUAUUUUACUUGAAGCGAAAACAAGCAAGCAAGCACCCAGUGUCUGGCAUGUCGAUUAGGUUAAAUAUGGAGAAUGUAGUGGAGCAAUUUUCACAAUAUAUAUUUGCACCAGAAAACCCAUGCGCGCGUUUUCCUUUAUUUGAUGGAGGUGGAUUGAAGGAAUUUUAACAACUUUUAAAGGACUACGACAGUGGUUUCUUUGUUGACGGAAGAGUGGCUUUCUAUGUCACAUAUCGCACAGUCUUAAGUUUCGUUCCCGUUCUCGUUUCCUCCUCGCUCAUGUUGCUGUCAUUUUUAAACUUUUCUUACGUUUCCCUUAUACAUCUAAGUACAUGGUGUAGGUAUUAAAAAAAAGGCCAAUGAGUCUUUCAAUUUGUUGUUGGUUAAGCAAACUUUUAUCAAAAACAUUCCUAAACUUUACGAUUUUCAAGUACAUAUUGAUCGCUAAACCAAAUACGCCAACUUUGAAUUGAGUCAAGAUAUAAAUAUGUGAUUUGUACCUAGUGUUUUUACUAUACUUACAUUGUUAAUCUGAGGUUUUCCUACCACCUCAAUUUCCGAAAGGCUUAGACACAAACUGGCAAAAGUGGAAUUACUGAUCGUAUUCACAUAUACAUAAUAUUAGAUGAUAUUAACGAUACAGAAGUGAAGCGUUUCGGUUCAUCAUGUCCUCCCCGAGUGCUGGCAAACGUCGGAUGGACACCGACGUGAUCAAGCUGAUCGAGAGCAAACACGAAGUGACUAUCCUUGGCGGUCUGAAUGAGUUCUGCGUCAGGUUCUUUGGCCCUCGAGGGACACCUUACGAGGGCGGCGUAUGGAAGGUGCGUGUUCAUCUGCCCGAGCACUAUCCCUUCAAAUCUCCCAGCAUUGGGUUCAUGAACAAAAUCUACCACCCGAACAUCGACGAAGUUUCCGGGACGGUGUGUCUGGACGUGAUCAAUCAGGCCUGGACGGCCCUGUACGAUCUGUCCAAUAUUUUUGAGUCGUUCUUACCACAACUGUUGACCUACCCCAACCCGGUCGAUCCUCUCAAUGGCGAUGCUGCGGCCAUGUAUCUGCACAAGCCAGAGGAGUACAAAAAGAAGGUCGCCGACUACGUGAGGCGAUACGCGACCGAAGAAGCCUUGCGUGACCAAGAACCUGCUGAGAGUUCCGACAGUGAAUCGAGUAUGUCCGAUUUCAGUGAGGAUGAAGCGCAAGAUAUGGAGUUAUAACAACGGCUAGCCACUAUAUUAACCAAUUAUUAUUAUUAAACAAAAUGGAGAAAUCAACCGCAGAAGUUGGAUAAAAAAGGUGAGAAAUGAAAUCUUUUUAUUAAAUUAAAUGUUUUCACGUAGAUCUACGCAAAUCCACAACCGACACACCAAAACAAAUGAACGCAUACACAGAAACAAACAAAAACCCAUAAUAAGCAAAUAAUAAUAUAAGCGCGAAAAAUCUCAUUCGCCUCCCACACGUUUAGAUGACUCCUAACUAACAUCAGUAAUACCCAAUUAUGAACAAGAGAACUUAAAAGCCAACCGUUCGCUAACCACAUUGUGAAAGGAAACGUAAGAUUUAGCUGAAAAUCGAAACAUGUUUGAAUAAAACCAAAACACUUGAAAGCUGUUUUAGAACUAUGCAAUCUUAGUUGUUGUUUUCUGCUAGCAUGAUUCACAUAUGCAGUUAAUUGAAGGGGUUAUUCUGAGUUCUAGGCGUUAUUGUUACUGAUGAUUUUUUUUGUUACAUCCGUGAAUGUCUAUUUCGAAUCGAAUGUUUAAAAGUGAAUUUCUAUCAUAAUGACAAUAUAUAAUAAGAACGACGAACAAUUUUGAUUUCGGUCAAAUUCUUAAAAUUAGAAAAAAAGAUCUCCAAAGGAUUAAACCAGAAAGAAUUUUCGAAUCGUGUUAUUUUGAAAAUCAAACAAUCGCAGGUCCCCACAAUAACCCCUUUACAAUUAACCGAUACGAUACACUUUCCUCCCCGUAAUAAUCGCUGUUCCAAUUGUGAGUGUGUAUGGAUCAAUAAUCGAAUGGAAUCUAUCGUUAAGCACGUAGGUACCAGUCCUGAAUCGCGUUUACAACAACAAAAAAGUUAAAGCUGUUUGUAUUUUUAAGCUAUUGCAAAAAAGCGGCGCACGAUUUCCCUGUUUCUUUAAUAAAACAAAGCGAUAAAAAUGCUGUCAGUGAACAAUUUGUUUCACCGCAAUCGCUUUUCAGGACCUAGUUUUUGAUUGUUCAAAUUAAAAUCUUUAAAAUAACGAUAAUAAUGUGUAUUUUUGUUGCGUUACUUUUCAUCGUGUCCCCGCUUUUGUACCGCGCAACGCACAUUUCCCUCCCAAUUGCUGAAAAAAAAUUCACUUUCUCUCUCUUCUAAUUCGAAGCAAUUCAUGUUAUGCACCAUUGAAAUACCUAUUAGUACCAAAUCAAAUGCCCCGUUGAUUAAUUCAAUAAUACCGAGCUGUGUAACUCGUUCAGGAUGACAAUGGCUUCUGGUAGACCGACCGGUGGUAGAACUUCUUUUCUUCUCUACAACUUAUCAAAAAGCAAAACACUCAACUCUGUUCUCAAGUGGAUAAAACAGAAAUGAAAACUGUGCGCGGCGUGCGGAAGUAACAA